Molecule: messenger RNA, 1973 nt
Organism: Populus nigra (black poplar)
Lineage: Eukaryota; Viridiplantae; Streptophyta; Magnoliopsida; Malpighiales; Salicaceae
Product: arginyl-tRNA--protein transferase 1-like
Exons: 5
Coding region: 195-1808 (537 amino acids)
Biological process (GO): protein arginylation
Cellular component (GO): cytoplasm
Molecular function (GO): arginyl-tRNA--protein transferase activity
Source: RefSeq, a predicted model, not a curated record
GGUACGCAACGUCUACCUUUUCUCGCAGUCGUUAUUCAUUUCUCUCUGAAAGAAAAAGAAAAAAACCAGUAAAACACUAAGAAUCUUUGAGAAUUGAAGCUGACACAGAGACAGACGAACUUGAUCGAGCUAGACAGACAAACGGAGUCGUUUCAUAGUUGAUAGUCGUGAAUUUGGUUUCGUGACCAGGGGGAAUGGAAGGGAACACGAUAAAAAGCGACGCGAGCAGCAGCAGCGGUAAUAAUAAUCAAGGAGAACCCGUCGUUUCUGAUGAUGACAGCCUUAAAAGUCCCUGUUGUUAUUGCAAAUCCACUGGUCGCACUAGCAUCUUUCACGGCUUGCGGGCAGACAGCAUAACAGUUGAUGACUACCAAGACCUUCUUGAAAGAGGAUGCAGAAGAUCUGGUUCUUCACUUUACAAACCUGAGAUGGAAAAGACCUGUUGCCCAUCUUAUACUAUCCGUCUGAGGGCAAGUGAUUUUGUUCCGUCAAAAGAGCAACAACGAGUGUCUAGAAGAAUGCAGAGGUUUGUAGAUGGUGCAUUGGAUGUGAAAAAAGCAGUGGAAGCUAUAGAGGAUCCCAGUAUUUGUGCCAGUGCCUUUAAUGAAGUUUCAAGCUUAGGAACAAAGGAAACCUCAUCUGUUACAAAAAAGGAGAAAAAUAUGGGAGACCACAUUACUGAUUCUUUGUCAGAACAAGUGGACAACGUGAUUUGGACAUGCAGAGAAAGUGGGCAAUUUCCUUGCAGUGUUCAAUUACCAAAAGCUUCUGUUAAAAAGGUUUCACAAGCCAAAAGAAAACUGCUAGUGGAAGGAGCAGAAAAUCUCAUGUAUUCUAGCAACAUUGCAUUUCAAAUAGCAGCAACAAUAAGGCAGGCGCAAUCGAUUGUCAAGGAUGCAAGUCAGAGUGCAGAAGAUAACCCUCUGCCUCCAAAAAUUAUUGCAGAAAAAUUAGCUGCUUCUUUAGAUCAAUUGGCGAAAACCAACGGCCUGUCAAUCAGAGCUUGCAAUGGGCAUAUUAAUUAUUAUACUGCAGCAACUCAAGCUUCUUCCAACAAAGAUAGCCAUAUUGCUACGAGCUCCCAAGAAUCUGCAACCGGGAGAGAAGGCUGCUCUUUGAGGAAUAGCUCCAUGCAUCCUAAGAGAAAAAGGCGGAGGCUUGAGAUUCGUUUGAAAAGGUCCAGUUUUGAUCCAGAAGAGUUUGCAUUGUAUAAAAGAUAUCAGAUAAAUGUGCAUAACGAGACUCCUGGUGAUGUUUCUGAAAGCUUAUAUAGAAACUUUCUGGUUGAUACUCCUUUAGUACCUGUUCAACCAUCUGGUGAUGAUAGAGUUCCCCCUUGUGGCUUUGGCUCCUUUCAUCAGCAAUAUGUAAUUGAUGGCCACCUAGUUGCUGUUGGUGUAAUCGAUAUCCUUCCUAAAUGUUUGUCGAGUAAUUAUUUGUUUUGGGAUCCAGAUUAUGCCUUUCUAUCACCAGGCAAGUAUUCAGCCUUGCAAGAAAUAGGAUGGGUGAAAGAGAAUGAAGUCUAUUGUCCCAGUCUUCAGUAUUAUUAUCUUGGCUAUUAUAUUCAUUCCUGCAGUAAGAUGAGAUAUAAAGCAGCAUAUCGCCCAUCUGAGCUUCUUUGUCCCCUUCGUUACAAGUGGGUUCCAUUUGAAAUAGCACAACCUUUGCUUGACAAGAAGUCAUAUGUUGUCUUGUCAGAUUCUGUGCUUUCACAAAAUGGAGAGUCGUCACAACCUCUUGUCUCCGGAAAUGUCACGGAAGAACAGGAUGAUGACAACUCUAACAAUGUUCUGAUAGAUGAUGAAUGAUAAAAUGACUGAACCUGAAUUUGAAAGUUCUGAUGAUGAUUCAGUCCGGAAGCCUUUGGUCAGGCAUCAGCUGAAGAAGACGUAAUUUUUAUGUGUUUGGUUGACUUGUUUUUGUAAGUGUUUUCAUUAAUAAAAUUACCAAAAAGACAUGUUAAAUUUGAAGAA